This is a messenger RNA of Felis catus (domestic cat), 1602 nucleotides long. Its product is annotated as basic salivary proline-rich protein 2-like. The transcript has 12 exons. NCBI's taxonomy places the organism in Eukaryota, Metazoa, Chordata, Mammalia, Carnivora, Felidae. The record is from RefSeq and is a predicted model, not a curated record. The coding region runs from base 1 to 1602 and encodes 533 amino acids.
AUGGGGACAGUCGGGGACCUAAAUCCGGACGCACCAGCGGGCGGGGACUUACCGGUGUGGACAGUGACCAGGCAGACACCAGACUCGCUGCUCUCAGUGACCGUCCACCCGGUCUCCUCCCUCGCUUCCAGCUUGAUCAGCAUCACGGGCCGUGUGACGGUGCGGCUGGCCUGCGUUCCCCGGGCCGCUGUGCCCUUCAGAGCAGGAGGCGGGAAGGCCCAGCGGAAGGAGAGGCGGAGGCCUGGGACCCGGACCCUGGGGGGGCCGUGCCCCGCCAAGUGGAAGGAGAAGGAGCGUCCUGACGCCCGGCCGCUCAAGCCACCUCCUCGCCGCUUGCUGAAUUCCCACCGGCUCCGGGGAGGAAAUCUAGAAGUGCACUGGCUGGAAAGCUGGAGGCCGCCGACACUGAUGCACCCGUUCUCUCAGCCCCCAGCCUGUGACAUGUUCAGGACACCCCCGUACCGCCAGGACCUCCACACGCCCCCCACCCCCCGAGGCCGCCUCCCCGACCUGGGAGUCGAAAGACCCGCCACACCGGGGCCGACCGGCUUCCGAGAGGCCGGGGCCCGGAGGCCUGGCGUCCGGGGUCCCGGCAGGGCCGCCGUCCGGCUUCUGCACCUGUCUGGAAACAAGCCCACAGAGAAGUCACGUCCACCGAGCAGCGCCUGCGAGGCCGUCCGCGCGGCCACGGGGUCCUCGUCCCGGGCUGGCGGCACAAGCCUCGGGCUGCGCGUCGGGGACAGAAGCCCUCGAGGCGGCGGGGGCCCGCCAGCUCGCCCGCCCUCCUGGUCCCCGAGGCCCCGCGGAGCCCUGCGUGCCGGCGGCCGCUGGAUCGUCUCCGAGGGCAGUGAGAGCCGGGACCAGAACCCCCCCGGGGCCACGCUGAACCCCCUGGCUCCUGCUUCGCGAGCCCCCACGCGCACCCGGCCCGCCCUGCCCCCACGCCAGGAGGUGGAGGAGCCAGCGGAACGGGGUCAGACGGCCGAGGAGCCCGUGGACCCUGGCCCAGGGGAGCCGGGGAUUCUGACCGAGCCCCCUGGCAUCUUCUCCGGUAACGGCAACGCCCGUGGUCUGUCGGCGCCCGGCUCAGCCCUCGCCCGGGGGCCCCCAAGGAGCCGAGGCCGUGAGUCCCCACCUGCUCGCGGGACCGACUCCCGACCUCAGCCGCGGAAGCCCCCUCGGGAGCAGGUGUCUCCCCGGGGGCUCCUUCAGAUGACCCCGCAGCCCCCGCUGCCGGCUCGCGGCCUCGCAGGAGACCCUGACGCCCAGGCCCCACGCCGGCCUCGCGGGGUCGCCCGCUGGAAACGUGCUGGUCCUGGCAGACGCCCCGGGGAAGCCCAGCCCCGAGAGGACAGAGGCGGGAGCACCGAGAACUCUCGGGAGGAAGGGUCGGCCGCGGCCGCCAGCUGGGCCUGCCCUGACCGCGGGCCCCGCAGCCCCUCCCGACAGGCGCCCGCACCACAGCUGACAAAGCGGGAGACGCACAUCGCGACGCCCUGCGUGUGUCCUUCAGCUUUAACCCCCAGCACCCAGGUCGCACCCUCCUUUGGAAACAAGGUCAUCGCAGCUGCGAUCGGCCAGGAUGUGAUUGUGCUGGUGUGA